UACGAAAGUAUUCUAUUCGGACAGUAUAAAAACCGAAGUCGAUUCAGUUGGGUCAAGUAGUCGAUACAUUCAAACCAUACUAAAAUGUUCAACAAAACGAUUGUCAUAGCCCUCCUUGUGUGCGCCUGUUACCUUGGCACCAUUGAGGCUCGCCCCGGACUUACCGAUGUGGUCUCUGGACCAGCUGGACAGAUAGCCGGGCCAUUGGCACUUGGAGCUCUAACUGGAGGUGCUGGAGGAAUAGCUAGUUCCCUUCCUGCUCAAUUGACUAGUGCUCUUGGCCAGCCAGGACCUUUGGCUCAAGGACUUGGAGGAAUUACCGGAUAAUCCUUUCAACACUUCAGAAGCUCUUAGACAACUUCUUGUCAAGCAAAACAAUGUUUCAAGCAAAGCGUAUUUAAUUUAGCAUAAUUCGUCAAACUUUAAUUACAAAUAAAGUAACGUUUUGAGCAUUUAAAAA
Messenger RNA from Drosophila yakuba, 460 nucleotides. RefSeq lists its product as uncharacterized. Bases 85 to 327 code for a protein of 80 amino acids. The record is from RefSeq and is a predicted model, not a curated record. The transcript is spliced from 2 exons. NCBI's taxonomy places the organism in Eukaryota, Metazoa, Arthropoda, Insecta, Diptera, Drosophilidae.